UCGUUGGCAAAACAAAAAGGCCAGACGUUCCUGGAACUCGGGUGAAAAUGCCACUCCAAGAGCUAAAUAAAACUCAUAAGCUCCAUAUACUCCACAUAUACGAGCAGCCCCCAACACGAGACCUACAAAGGGAAGGUGAAUGGAUAAACCCGCAUACAAAGACGCCCUUUGACCAAGACCAAGUGACAAGGGCAGAUCAACCCCGCAUUGUGCAGAUCGCUCUCAAUAACGACACCGGCAAACCAUUCUCUAACAACCUCUCACGAACGAACCAUCUUCUUCGCGCAGACUUCACUUGUCUGAUAGACGGAAAAGCGACGACUUCGCACCCACACCUCCGGCGUAAACACUAGGCUGCAAUGCAGCAAAUACCAGCCCGGCGGGAUAGCGAAUCCUCAAUAUCCACUCUGGAAUUCGAAGACAAUCUCAUCGUUCCCCAGUUAUCUACUAGUUUGUUAUUCGCGUUGACAUGCGCGAUAGGAGGACUCCAACUCAUAUGGUCAACUGUCUUCUCUCAUGGCUCAGCCUACCUCUUCACCCUCGGUAUCACUAAAACGCAAUCCUCGCUGAUCUGGGCCAUCGCACCCAUCUGCGGCGCCCUCGUGCAGCCUAUCGUAGGCGCAAUAUCAGAUAGUUCGCGGUCACGAUGGGGGAGACGGCGGCCAUUCAUAGUGGGCGGGGGAUUGGGGGUGUGCCUUUCACUUCUCACUCUCGCUUGGGUGGGGAGCAUUGGGGGAAGUAAUGCAAUGAUAGUGCAGGCUGCUGCAAUCAUCUGUAUUCUGGUUCUGAACGUGUCGAUGCAACCACUGCAAGCAGGACUUCGAGCGCUGAUUGUGGAUGUUUGUCCCAAAGAGCAACAGUCGGUGGCUAGUGCUUGGGCGGGAAGGCUCGCUGGAGGGAGUAAUAUUCUGGGAUAUGUUUUUGGGUCGUUGCCACUUUGGGGGGCUAUAACGGAAAACAGUGGUAAUGGUAAUGGGGAUGAGACUACGAGGUUUCGGUUCAUGACAGUGCUGUCGAUAUCGGUCUUGGCUGUCACUAUCCUCGCUACUGUCUACUUCAUUAAGGAGGAGGAUUUCGGCGAGAAAGAGUAUACGCCCGAGGGAAGCAAUCUGGUUGUUCGUUGUCUGCGGGAUGUGAAGGAUGGUUGGAAAUACAUGCCACUACAGUCACGUCGCGUGUGCUUCGUGCAAUUCUUCGCUUGGAUGGGAUGGUUUGGGUUUCUCUUCUAUUCCACAUCUUAUAUCGCAAGCCUAUACAUGAUCGAAGAGCGCAAAAGAGGGGUCGAGCAGAAAGUUGAAUACCUUGGGGAUGCAGGAGUUCGGCUAGGCACCUUUGCGAGUCUCCUAUCGGCAAUAUUGGCUCUGGCAACGACAAUCGUGGCUCCUUAUGUCGCUUCUUCGACGAACUCGAAGACCGAGUGGUGGCGAGAAACUCACAUUCUCUGGUUUGUGAGUCACCUCUUGUAUGCGUUAUGCACGUUCUGCACUAUCUUUGUAUCCACAGUAUCCGCGGCCAUUAUCCUGGUCACCGUGACUGGCAUUUCUUGGGGGAUUACACAAUGGGCACCUUUUGCUCUGAUUGGCGAGGACAUUGCAACACACCAUAUCGAAAAGGACUCGAGGAUGGAGAAAGGCGGGCAGCGAUGGAUGAGCAGUCAGAGCGGUGCAAUGAUGGGCGUUCACAAUGCUGCUAUAUCAUUGCCCCAAAUUCUGGCGGCGCUAGGAAGCAGUGUCGUAUUCUGGAUUUUCGAAGAAAGUAAACCGGACCAAGAUGUCAGUUUGGCUUGGGUGUUGAGAGCAAGUGGUGUGGCAGCGCUUGUCGCUGCCUAUCUGGCCUGGCGACUUAAGUGA
Molecule: messenger RNA, 1850 nt
Organism: Periconia digitata
Lineage: Eukaryota; Fungi; Ascomycota; Dothideomycetes; Pleosporales; Periconiaceae
Source: the annotation of a GenBank genome assembly